Molecule: messenger RNA, 1573 nt
Organism: Coffea eugenioides
Lineage: Eukaryota; Viridiplantae; Streptophyta; Magnoliopsida; Gentianales; Rubiaceae
Product: probable membrane-associated kinase regulator 1
Exons: 1
Coding region: 120-1205 (361 amino acids)
Cellular component (GO): plasma membrane
Molecular function (GO): kinase inhibitor activity
Source: RefSeq, a predicted model, not a curated record
UCCUCCAACCUCUCUUCUUCCCUACUUCCCAUCCCAUCCCAUCCCAUCCCUCAGCACACCCCACAGCCCUACCCUCCCUCUCAGUACUCUCUGCUGGUCGAGGAUGUAGACACAAAAAGAUGGGGAGGAGAACACACAGCCACCCCAAGUCUAACACCCUCCCCUCCUCACCCACCCACUCCUUCUCUUCUUCUUCCUCCUCUGACUUCGAAUUCACCAUCUCCCUCUCCCCUCGCAAGGCCUCCUCCAACCUCUGCCCGGCCGACGAGCUGUUCUACAAAGGCCAACUCCUCCCCCUCCACCUCUCCCCCCGCAUCUCCAUGGUUCGAACGCUUCUUGCAUCCUCCUCCACCUCCUCCUCCUCCGAUACUACCACCACCGCUUCCCGUGACUCCACCGGCAGCUCCAAUGACUCCCACUCCUCAUUUUCAAGCGAUCUCAUCCUCUUGGCCGACUGCGACUCAUCGCGGCCGAGCUCCGUCGCGGAGGAAGAUGAAUUCAGGCGCAUCACCAACAUGAAUAGCAGCAGCUUCUAUCACGGCCAGGGGAAUGCGUCUUCUUCAUCCAUCAAGAAGACCAAAUACUUUUCCCGUCUCUCACGGUUCUCUUCCGUGUUCCGCAAGGAAUCAUCCAAAGCCCGUCAUCAAGAAUCUUACAAUCCAUCUGGGCCGUCGGGAUCAUCAUCUUCCUCAGUCAAACGAAUGAGUACAACCGCCAAAGAAGUCAUACGUAAGUAUUUGAAAAAAGUGAAGCCUUUGUACGAAAGGCUAUCGCAAAAGCAGCAGCAGCAGCAGAAGAUGGCAGGAAUGAUGGGAACGAGAAUGGCGAGUUCUUCAGCAAACGUGACUCUUUGCAUGAAACCAGAUGGAUCUGUGAAAGAAGCGGAUCAUAUCAGCUACGCAUCCCUUCUUCCUAAUGGGAAAAAAGAGAUGAAUAACAAUGCAACUAUUGCUCAUUCUUUUUCGGGGAAUUUAAGGUAUCCGAGGAGGAGGAGCUGCGUGUCAAGUUGUCCAUCAUCAAUGAGGUCAUCACCAAGCCAUUCUGGGAUACUAUGUAAGACAGCUUUCACCCCCCCUAUGACUUCUAAGUCCUAUUCUCAUGAUAAUUCAACAAUGGAGGAGUUGCAGAAUGCCAUCCAAGGUGCAAUCGCUCAUUGCAAGAACUCCCUGCUUCAGAACAAGACUAUGGUCAGUAAUGAAAUUUAGAACGUAUUAUAUUAAUUAGGAGGUCGUGAGGAAGAAGUAUAAGCAAAAGAAAAAGAGAAAAAUUUUGUGUGUUUUUUAGUUUUUCGAUCUAAGUGAGUACUUAUAUUGACAGCAACUGCAAAAAAAUAAAAAAUAAAAAUUGACCUUAAUUUCUUCUUAACUUCAGUUUAAUGUUAUACAGUAAGUUGCAUGUGAUGUUGGUAGUACAUUAUGGAACAAUCAUUUGGAUCUUUCUCUUUGUUUUUAUGCCUGAAGUGUUGGAGUUUGUGAAAAGUGUGUGGUGUCUAGGAAUUCUUGAAAUCUGAGUUGUGUUUGGCUUGAAAUUUGGAUUCUGUUCGAUACCAAUCAGUAAUGUGAUCCUUCGAUUC